This is a messenger RNA of Toxotes jaculatrix (banded archerfish), 2419 nucleotides long. Its product is annotated as fizzy-related protein homolog. NCBI's taxonomy places the organism in Eukaryota, Metazoa, Chordata, Actinopteri, Toxotidae. The record is from RefSeq and is a predicted model, not a curated record. Gene Ontology annotation, cellular component: anaphase-promoting complex. Gene Ontology annotation, biological process: positive regulation of ubiquitin protein ligase activity; positive regulation of anaphase-promoting complex-dependent catabolic process; anaphase-promoting complex-dependent catabolic process. The transcript has 13 exons. Gene Ontology annotation, molecular function: anaphase-promoting complex binding; ubiquitin ligase activator activity; protein binding. Bases 954 to 2399 code for a protein of 481 amino acids.
GGGCUGACAAAGACCCCACAAUGCACCUCAGAUAAACUGAACUAAAAAUUAACCUGCCUCUGAGAGCGAAUAACUUUUUAUUUAUCGCUUUGAUUAGUCUCGUAUUUCCGUCGAGUGUUAUUCCUGGUGUCUGUCGUUUGGGCGGUGGUGUUCAGGGGCUGGCUGGCCGGUUGUUGCUGGUAUGUGGUCUGGUGCAAGUAUGACUGGGUUAGCCACUAGCUAAGUUGCAAAUGCUAGUUAUCAUUAGCUCUUCUAUGUUUUUCUUUAAUAGUACAAACGUGACUGAAGAUGAGCAUGUAAACACAGCCAAUAUAAUGACAUCACACGGCUUUUCACGAUGUCGACCAUCGAGCUGAACUAGUUCAAAGUUAGACAUGCCGUAACUUAGUUGGUCAAUCAGUUCAACGCUUGAGUUAAACAUUUAGGUUACACAGGAUAAAUGACAUGCAGUUAUGACUAUUUACUCUAAGGCAUAUAUGACGACGCAUGAUUAUCAAGCUAAAUAUUUUAUAGAUGUCUUUAAAAGAUGUUUUGAAAUGUCCUGCGAAAUGUCAUUGUUUUCCACUAUUUACAUGCAAGACUGUGAUUCCAAACAUUCUUGUUAUAGAGGUUUAAAUCAGUUUUAUUAGGAUGCUGCCUAAUCGUUUGGCCACAUAUUCCAGUCUUUCAUUAUAAGAUACCUUCCAGAAAACUGAACAACCACAACAACAGCAUAUGCUUUUAAUUAUAUUGUUUGAACUCAGAUUUUAGGUGGACGCAGAGAAGUUUUCCUGUUUCAGCAGAGGAAUUUGAACUGGAACAGUGUCAAACUCUGCACAAACAUUAUUCUGCAAACUGAAGGUCAAACGUCCAAGAGAAGUAACACUGACCAAAACACAUUUUUGAGUGUAUUUUCAUUAUUGUAAUUAACAGCUCUAUCUUCCCAGCCUGUAGCGGUGGGAUCAGGAUCUAGGAUGGAUCCAGAAUAUGAACAUCGCCUCCUUCGCCAAAUCAAUAUUCAAAAUGACAACUUGAGUCCUGUUAAACGGGUACAGUGUCUCCACAGUCGUACACCCACUGGUUCCCUGUUGUCCUCACCCAGGAAGCUUGGAGACAGAUUUAUUCCAACCAGAACAGGGGCGAAUUGGAAUAUCAACUUCCACAGGAUCAAUGAAAAUGAUAAGUCACCAAGCCAGAACAGAAAAACUAAGGAUGCCUCUUCUGAUAAUAUCAAAGCAGAUGGGCUGGCCUACUCUGCUCUGCUGAAGAAUGAGCUGCUGGGAGCAGGAAUAGAAAAGAUCCAGGACCCCCAGACACAGGACAGGCGUCUACAGCCAUCCACCCCUGACAAGAGGAGCCUCUUCACUUAUUCACUCAAUAUCAAAAGGACGUCUCCAGAUGAUGGCACCAGCAUCUCCCCCUACUCCCUGUCAACUGUCAGCAACAAAAGUCAGAAAUUGUUACGUUCGCCGAGAAAGCCAACUCGCAAGAUCUCAAAGAUCCCCUUUAAAGUCCUUGAUGCUCCAGAGCUGCAGGAUGACUUUUACCUAAACUUGGUGGACUGGUCGCCUCUCAACGUGCUCAGUGUCGGGCUAGGCACGUGUGUUUACCUGUGGAGUGCCUGCACCAGCCAGGUAACAAGGCUGUGUGAUCUGUCAGUGGAGGGAGACUCAGUCACGUCAGUUGGGUGGUCUGAAAGGGGUAACCUGGUGGCAGUGGGGACUCACAAAGGAUAUGUUCAGAUCUGGGACGCUGGUGCUGGGAAGAAGCUCUUUGCCUUAGAAGGACACACAGCUAGAGUUGGAGCGUUAGCAUGGAACGCAGACCAGUUGUCUUCAGGAAGCCGUGAUCGUAUGAUUCUUCAAAGAGACAUACGGACCCCUCCACUGCAGUCAGAAAGACGGCUGCAGGGACACAGACAGGAAGUGUGUGGCUUAAAGUGGAGCACUGACCAUCAGCUGCUGGCCUCUGGUGGCAAUGACAACAAGCUGCUGGUCUGGAACCACUCCUCGCUGAGCCCAGUGCAGACAUACAUGGAUCACCUGGCUGCAGUUAAAGCCAUUGCCUGGUCCCCCCACCAACACGGCCUGUUGGCCUCUGGAGGCGGCACAGCCGACCGCUGUAUUCGGUUUUGGAACACGCUGACGUCACAGCCGCUGCAGUGUAUGGACACCGGCUCACAGGUCUGCAACCUGGCUUGGUCCAAGCAUGCUAAUGAGCUGGUGAGCACCCAUGGGUACUCUCAGAACCAGAUCUUGGUGUGGAAAUAUCCAGCUCUCACUCAGGCGAUGUCCCCGGAUGGCGAGGCGAUAGUGACAGGAGCUGGAGAUGAGACCCUACGCUUCUGGAACGUAUUCAGCAAAACAAGGUCAACAAAGGAAUCUGUAUCAGUUUUAAAUCUCUUUACCAGGAUACGGUAACUUCAAGCAGAUAUUUUUUU